AUGAGCCACCUCGCAUCAUGGUCUGAGGAUCUGCUGCACCUGCAGAACGACAAGGGCGUGGACACGAUCAUCCAUGUCAGCCCUCCGAAGGACAAAUACGUGCGCUUGAGCCCCGAAAUCGAGCAGUACCUCCAAGAGCAGGGCGAGUCUAGCCAGGAUCUCCUGCGCAAGGGCGUCGUGGUGCCGCCUCCAGCCGACCACUCGCAUCCUCUGACGCACUACUUUAUAUCGUCUUCCCACAACACCUAUCUCCUCUCGCGUCAACUGCUCGGCGAAGCCUCUGCUUUGACCUACGCACACGUUCUCCUGCGCCACGCGCGAUGCGUCGAGCUAGACGUCUGGCCCGGUCUUGUCGUCACGCACGGUUACACUUGGUCGACCUCGGUACCGUUGCGCCAGGUCGUCGAGACAAUAGGAACGAGCGUUCGCGAAGGAUCUUGGCCGGUGUUUGCCAGUCUGGAGUGUCACGUCAACGCAGAUGAGCAGGUCGAGCUUGUGAAGAUCAUGAAAGAGUGCUGGGGGGAGAAGCUGGUCGACGCUGCUGUGGCUACUGAAGACGGAGCACAUAUCACACCCGGAGAACUCAAGGGCAGGAUCCUCGUCAUGGUCGAGUACUACCCCGAGCAAGCGCCACCUGCAGACGAAGUCGAGACGCCUCCAGCAUCCGAGUCCAGCUCGAGCUCAAGUGAGGAUGAAGAGGAGAAGGAGAAGGAGGGUGUGGCUGCUGAGCAGGCGGCAAAGGAAGAGGUCGUCAAGUCUGAGAAGGAUAAGGCUCCACCAAAGAUCUCGGAGCAGCUUGCGAAGCUGGGCGUAUAUGCGCGCAGCAUGAAGCCAUCCAAGGGCUGGUUCAACGUCGAUCCGACCGAACCGGCAAAUGUUAUGAUCAACAUCUCCGAAUCUACACUCUCCUCUCUUGCCCCAACAAGCCGUCCCGCCUUGAUCCAACACGCUUCGCGUCACCUGCGCCGCGUAUACCCUCGUGGCACGCGCAUUGAGAGUACGAACUUGAACCCUAUCAAGUUCUGGGGCAAUGGUAGUCACAUCGCGGCGUUGAACUGGCAGAGCUAUGAUCGCGGAACACAAUUGAACGAGGCAAUGUUCGUGGGCACGCCGGGAUAUGUGUUGAAGCCGCCGAGGUUAUUGCCCGGCGCAAACUGGGAGGAGAAGCCGCGGAGGGAGAGGAUGAAGUGGGAGGUGAUUGGGCUUAGUUCACUUCCCGCCGAGUCAAACCUGCACGUCUAUAUCCGCGCUCAACUUCUUCAUACGGGUAAAACGCAAGAGUGGCGCAGCAAGACCGUCAAGUGUCAUGACGUCUCAAAGCGCCAGCACUGCGCUGACUUCAUGUACAACGAAGAGUUCUUCUUCGAGUAUGACGAGGAUGAUCUGACGUUCAUUCGAAUCCUUGUAGACGAGAACAUCGCUUUCAGGAGGGACGUGCGAAAGGCCGUGUUCGUUGCUCGAACAGAGUAUCUUGAGGAAGGAUUGUGUAUGGUCAGGUUGCUCAGUCCCAAAGGGAAAGAUACGGGCGCGACGUUGCUUGUCCGCAUCUCCUUCGAGACUCUGGAAUAG
Messenger RNA from Peniophora sp. CBMAI 1063, 1569 nucleotides. The record is from the annotation of a GenBank genome assembly. NCBI's taxonomy places the organism in Eukaryota, Fungi, Basidiomycota, Agaricomycetes, Russulales, Peniophoraceae.